This is a messenger RNA of Eucalyptus grandis, 1002 nucleotides long. RefSeq names its product jacalin-related lectin 3-like. Gene Ontology annotation, molecular function: carbohydrate binding. The transcript has 3 exons. The record is from RefSeq and is a predicted model, not a curated record. The coding region runs from base 1 to 1002 and encodes 333 amino acids. Lineage: Eukaryota; Viridiplantae; Streptophyta; Magnoliopsida; Myrtales; Myrtaceae.
AUGUCGAAAUAUGGCUUUGUGGCCUAUUUGCAGGUUAAACUGAGAAAUGGAGAGUACAUAACUUCUUUAGCCGGAUAUCUCAAAAAUGCAAAGGAUAGUGGCACUCUAAUCAACUCACUCACAUUUCGAACCACCAGAAGAAUAUUGGGACCCAUUGGUAGAGAGGAAGGCGAGUACUUCUCCUUACCACUAGAAGCUGGGAAAGUUAUUAGCUUUUUCGGGACAAGUGGUGAUUUUCUUGAAUCUAUCGAAGCACACGUAGAGCUGUACUCCAACAAGCUCUAUCCCUUCAAGUCUGUGGGGUUAUUUGGGAGUUCGGAUGCAUCUUUUUGGGAUGAUGGCAAUAAGCAUACCAAUGUAAGGAAAAUCGUUGUUGAAUUUCAAGUAGAUACAGGGCCAUGGAUCCGAUCAAUCACGUUUCAGUAUGAAGAGGAGAGUAAAGAAUUGUGGCAAUCAGGGACGCAUGGUGGCUUUGAUAUAAACUACUUCCACAUAGUACGGAAUGUCGAGAUCCAUACGAUCAAAAUAGAUGAUCCAGAUGAGUAUUUGACUUCAAUAUGCGGGUGUUUUUCUGAUGAAGGCAUUAGGUCACUCACGUUUCAAACUAACAAAAAAACGAUUGGACCUAUUGGUGAUGAAAAUGGGGCAACACACUUCUCAUCUCCCGCAACGGGUGGCAAAAUUGUUGGAUUUUAUGGGAGGAGUAUAGUACAUCUUGAAGCAAUUGGAGCAUAUUUUGAACCGAUCUCACAUCUCUACCCAAUUAAAUCAAUUGGGCCAUUUGGAGGCCUUGGGGGACGUGCUUGGGACGAUGGGAAAUUCACCGGUGUAAGGGAAAUUGAGGUAAUGUACGACAAUAUUCUCCGUUACGUUAUGUUUGUGUACGACAAGAGCGGUGAACAAAUUUACUCAAUUAUGCACGGUGGCUACACUAGAGAAGACAAGGCCAAGGUCACUAGGGUUUACACGUUGCUCUUCACAGUUGUUCUCGGCUUCAUGUAG